Molecule: messenger RNA, 2103 nt
Organism: Lodderomyces orthopsilosis Co 90-125
Lineage: Eukaryota; Fungi; Ascomycota; Pichiomycetes; Serinales; Debaryomycetaceae
Exons: 1
Coding region: 1-2103 (700 amino acids)
Source: RefSeq, a predicted model, not a curated record
AUGACAGAGUUGUACUUUCUACGUCACGGGGAGCGAAUAGACCAUGCUUUACAAAGAGACCCACAAGCUAAGCCAAUAAUAGAAGAAUACCACGCAUAUGACCCUUCAUUAGCAACAACUGCUAUACCGCAAUUACAACUGGUUGUUCAAGACAUUUCUUCUACUACUGAAGCAUUUCAAGAUAAAGAAUCAUCACUACGGAAGAAUGUAUAUAUCCACUUCAGUCCGUAUUUAAGAUGUUGUCAAACUGCGGACAUAUUAAUCACCGAGUUGAAGGCAAAGUUUGCAGAACAGUUUCCCAAUUACAAGGUGAGGUUUCAGUUACUAGGAGAUUUUGCUUUGAGUGAAUGGGUCCAUGAUAAGAUGGCAAAUAAACCACCAUUUGUCGAUUCGAAUGAUGCUUAUAAUAUGUACACGCCCAAUUUGAAAACGUUGAAGAACAAAAACGCUUGUUCGAAUUUUAGACCAACAGUGACUUUGGGUCAGUACAAUGGGCCUAAUCUAACCUACAAAGAAUACCAAGCAAGGUGCAAGGAAUAUUUCCAGAAAUUAUUGGCAACUUAUGAUAAACAAUCUUAUAUCAAAAACAAGGAUAUUAUAAUUGUUGUGUCACAUGGGUACUUAAUCAACAAUCUAAUGUCGUAUUUUAUUAAUCACCCCAUUUUUGAAGAGAUUCCAGAGGCAAAAAUUAAUCUAGCUAGGAGAAUGAAACGGGAGGAAGUACUGGGUGAAGAAUUUGAUCCGCAGAAUUAUUGUUGGAAACUAGUCAAGGAUGCUCUUGGUAUUGCAAGAGAAGGGGUUGAUACUACAUUGAAUUUAGAAACGGACAUUGUAUAUUACAAAACAAACUUUAUCAAAAAGGAUGAUCUUAUUGAUAAACCAAAGGAGGCAGAUAUCAAAGAUGAAUAUAAACCAAGAGCUUCAUUCAAGAUUGAAUCCACCUCAGCGUCAAGAAGCGUUAAUGGACUACCCCCAGCAAGACACAAUUACCUUUGUCCAGCAGCAAAGGAUUGGGUACCCGAUCAGAAGCAUUUUAAAAUCAGGUCUGAGUUUAAGGAAAAGAUGAUGAAUUGUGAAGCAUUCAAAAAAGGGUUUGCAAUCACUAAUCCCCCUUCAAGAAGAGUUAGUCCCGAUGUUUCUCCCAAUUCGGCGCCUACAAAAUCCAACUCAGUCAUCGAUUUAUCCAAGAUUUUGAGCAAUGAAUCAGUACAACCGAUCAAGCUUCGGUAUUCCAACACUUCAGAAAUACCCAUUCACAAACUUAACUCGAGAGUCAACUCACAAGUGAAUUUACAGCAGUACAACCGCCCCACAUCAUCAGCAGAGAAUUCCACCACUGACCUUCCAAAAUAUGUUUCGUCUCAACUUCAAAAUAGAAGCAGGUCAAGUUCCAAUCCAAACUCAUCAGUAUUUGUGGCGCAUCAUACCAAGGACUCUUACUUUCCUCAGGUCAUUAACCGAGUUAGGUCCAAUGAAUCAGACAUGUCAAUUGACUCAAUCAGUGAUCAAAGUGUUGAUGAAUUGGAUAUUAUCAAGGAGCAUCAUGAACCACCUAGUGCUGCAGCGGUGGCGGCAGCAGCAGCAGCAGCAAACCGGUCAUCGCCAAUCGAAACUUUGAAUCGGGCUCGAUCAUUAAACAAAAAGAGAAUCAAUAACCCACUAUUCUUGUCUUAUCAACAAAAGAAGUCACAAAAUCAAUUACCACAAAGUUUCACCAUGCAAUCUGACUCUGCCAACAACAGUAACGAAAAUAGUGGAGAUGAUGAAUAUGAAGGUUCAGACUCAGGUUCAGAUGAAGAAGAGAUGAGCAAUACUGGAGUGAGACCACUUUCGUUAUCAUUCAAGAACAAACAAGGUAAACCUUCUGUUAAUUCACCACCGAGGAAACCUAGAAAGAACUCGAUACAGUUCUACUCAACUUUAUCAAAUGGACAAGAACAGAAGCAAGAUGGCGAUGCAAAACCAGCAAGACCUUUUUUUUACAAUUUUGAAACCGAUGGUGAUGAUAGUGAUUGUGGAGAUGAUUAUCCUAUGAAAUCGUCCAAGGAAAAAGAAAAUGAUUCAAGCAGUAAUGACGGGUUUUGGUUUGGGAAAAAUAAGUAA